AAGUGAAUGAAAAUCAAUCUCUUACCUCCAAAGAGACGUGUGAUUGUAAACCAUAUCAUCAUUAUCAACUUUCCAUUUCUUGCAACAAAUCUCACAAACCUUAGGAAGAGCCAUGGGAGAAGAAGCUAUAGUUCUGUAUCCAGCACCACCAAUAGGUCACUUAGUGUCCAUGGUUGAGUUAGGCAAAAUCAUCCUCUCCAAAAACCCAUCUCUCUCCAUCCACAUCAUCUUAGUUCCACCGCCUUAUCAGCCGGAAUCAACAGCCACUUACAUCUCCUCCGUCUCCUCCACCUUCCCUUCAAUAACCUUCCACCAUCUUCCCGCCGUCACACCGUACUCCUCCUCAUCCACAUCUCGCCACCACCACGAGUCACUCCUCCUAGAAAUCCUCUGUUUUAGCAACCCAAAUGUCCACCGAACCCUUUUCUCACUAUCUCGGAACUUCAACAUCCGAGCAAUGAUCAUCGAUUUCUUCUGCACCGCGGUUUUUGACAUCACCACAGACUUCACCUUCCCGGUUUACUACUUCUUCACCUCUGGAGCCGCAUGUCUCGCAUUUUCCUUCUAUCUCCCGAUCAUCCACGAAACAACCCAGGGAAAAAACCUCAGAGACAUUCCUAUACUUCAUAUCCCCGGCGUUCCUCCGAUGAAGGGCUCUGAUAUGCCUAAGGCGGUGCUCGAACGAGACGAUGAGGUCUACGAUGUUUUUAUAAUGUUCGGUAAACAGCUCUCAAAAUCUUCAGGGAUUAUUGUUAAUACGUUUGAUGCUUUAGAGAACAAAGCCAUCAAGGCCAUAACAGAGGAGCUCUGUUUUCCCAAUAUUUAUCCGAUUGGACCGCUCAUUGUAAACGGAAGAACCGAAGAUAAAAACGAUAACGAGGCAGUUUCUUGUCUAAAUUGGCUCGAUUCGCAGCCGGAAAAGAGUGUUGUGUUCCUCUGUUUUGGAAGCUUGGGUUUGUUCUCAAAAGAACAGUUGAAAGAGAUUGCUGUUGGUUUAGAGAAAAGUGGGCAGAGAUUCUUGUGGGUGGUCCGUAAUCCACCUGAGUUAGAAAAUACAGAACUGGAUUUGAAAUCACUCUUACCAGAAGGAUUCUUAAGCCGAACCGAAAACAGAGGAAUGGUCGUCAAAUCAUGGGCUCCGCAAGUUCCGGUUCUGAAUCAUAAAGCAGUCGGCGGAUUUGUCACUCAUUGCGGUUGGAAUUCAAUUCUUGAAGCUGUUUGCGCAGGUGUGCCGAUGGUGGCUUGGCCGUUGUACGCUGAGCAGAGGUUUAAUAAAGUGAUGAUAGUGGAGGAGAUCAAGAUUGCGAUUUCGAUGAAUGAAUCAGAGACGGGUUUCGUGAGCUCUACAGAGGUGGAGAAACGAGUCCAAGAGAUAAUUGGGGAGUCUCCGGUUAGGGAGAGAACCAUGGCAAUGAAGAACGCAGCCGAAUUAGCCUUGACAGAAACUGGUUCGUCUCAUACCGCAUUAACUACUUUACUCCAAUCUUGGAGCCCAAAGUGAUCGUUGAAAUUAAGUCUUGUGACAAUUAAUAACUUUGUAGUCUCUCAGAAUCAUGUCUAUGGGGUUAUUUGUUUUACUAGUUCAAAGUUAUGUUCUCUGAGACCACAGAAAGAAACAAACAUUUCAUGUCGUUUGUCGUAGUCCCGUGUGCUUUCGUUCUUCAUUGAACUCAGCAAACCGAACCAUGCUGAUAUCACACUGAAAA
Messenger RNA from Arabidopsis lyrata subsp. lyrata, 1706 nucleotides. RefSeq names its product UDP-glycosyltransferase 88A1. The transcript has 2 exons. NCBI's taxonomy places the organism in Eukaryota, Viridiplantae, Streptophyta, Magnoliopsida, Brassicales, Brassicaceae. Gene Ontology annotation, molecular function: UDP-glycosyltransferase activity. The coding region runs from base 113 to 1501 and encodes 462 amino acids. The record is from RefSeq and is a predicted model, not a curated record.